AAUACUAGGCACGGGCACAUUAAUUUUCCGAACGUAUUUUAAUAUUGUCAUGUAAAUAAAACAAUCAACAUUAUAAAUUGAUGUAAGGCCAUUAUAAAAUAUGAAUUAAUCAACACGUAAAUGUAUCAUUUAAACGUCAAAACAGUGAAAACAAUAGAAUUUGAGCAUUUUAUAUGUGAAAUUCCCUAUUGUAAAAAGUCAAAGUUGAGAAAAAGUGUGUAGGUAUAAAUAUACAUACAUGGAGUGGUGAAGAAAAAUUCAUUGUGGCCUGGCUUGCAAUUAAAUAGAAUUAAAAAAUUGGACUGAAGUGCUGAGCUUACGUGCGUAUGUGUAUACGUUUUCAGUUGUUCAAUCUUAAGCCAUACAUAUGUUUUUCAUCAGUGCACAUAAAUCCGGAUACACAUUAGUAUGUAUGCAUAUAAAUGUACAUACAUAUAUAUUGGUGUGUGGGCACUUAUGUUGAAAUAUGUAUAUAUGUACAUAUGCGCAUUAACAAUAUAAUGAAGAAUAUAAAAGUCCAUACGAGUUGUCAUUACAUUAACAAAAGCUAAAACAAAACUACGUAUAUAUAUAUAUGUUAACCCAGUAUGAACGUAUUGACAAGUGUAUUUAUAACUGUUUUGCAUAAAACAUUUCACCCUUGCAAUUGACGUGCAUGUAUGUGUGUAACUGGAGAGUGUCACAAAAAUGACCUGAGAUUAUUAUUUUGGUGUGAAAAUUAAAAAAGAAAAGAAAGGUGCAAAAUAUUUUCAGUGUGUUUCGGACAAAAGCCAGCUUAGAAACAGUUUUUAACGUAAAACAACUGCUGCUGUUGUCGUUGUAAUCUCUGAAAUAAUUGCAAGUGAUUUCUGUGACACGAUGCAGAUGAAAACUUUCAUAUACACGAUGGCUUAAUAUUUGUCUUCAUAGUAGACCUCUCUAUGUAUAAUAUAUGUAUGCAUAAUUAUAUGUGGGUCAAGGUAGACGAUGGUCAUAGAAUCUCCAAAAUAUGAUGGUGGCACUUGUGCAUUGCGUUAUUUGGCCUGUCGGUUUCCAGAAUUCUAUGUGUCGGGAAAUGCAAUCGACAGGCACCCAUAAAUGUAAUAUUAAAUAGUAGAGUUCCAUUAAUUGAAUUAUCCAAGUUGGUCUGCCCUUUCAUCAUUCAUCACACAUCGUGUAUAUUGGGAUUCCGAAGACUGAAUGUACAGUGACAGCUGCAUUUGGGAAGCACAGGUUUGUGCAUGAAUACAUAUAAUCUGGUUGCAUUAAAACAAAAAGGAAAACACUUGAUGACUACUACUUACGCAAGGCUAUCCAGAGGAAAGCCUCAUGCCAUUACAUUCUAAACAUACGUGCAUCUGAGGACAAGAUGUGAUCCUUAUGUGAAACACAGCAUCUGAUUUAGUAUUUAUUGCACACAUAAUAAUAUUAAGAUGGGAGCCAACAGUUCAAGCAGCAGCUAUCCCACGCUCGCAUCAGGUGGCGGCGGAGCCGGAGGAGGAAACGUAGCAAAUAAUAAUUCUAGCAACAAUCCGAAUGGAAAUGCAUCAGCGGUCGUCCUGCCCAUGAGCAUGGCCGGGAUGUCGACAGCGGGCGCUGUGGCAAUGACAACUGGCAGCGGUAGCUUGGGCGGAACGCCUGGAAUUGUCAUCAGCGGUGGGGCAGGCGGAGCAGCACAACAUUAUCAUCAUCGCGAUCAAAGGCGGAAGCGGGCUACGGGCUUUGCCACACUCAAGCGAAAAUUCAUACGUCGUAGACGCUCAUCAAAGGCUUGUGAUCAUGCGCGCGUAUUACGAGAUUUCGUGUCUGAUUGGGCACCCAUCGAACUGGCCGCUCUCUGCGAGGAGUUCGAAGCCUUGUCAGCUCUGAGGGACUUGUCGGUUCAAGCUGAGCUGGCACGCCCACCGGCCACAACGUACAAGCAGGAUCUGGCCGCUCUCUAUGACCAAACAUUGUGUACGGAUUGUGAUCUUGUGUUUCGCGGAACGAUAUUCUCAGUUCAUCGUUCGAUAUUAUCAGCACGUUGUGUGUAUUUUCGAGACCUGCUGGCCGGAUGUCCGGGCUUCGGAGCGCGUAUCUGUCUUGAGUUACCUACUUCGCCCAUAGAUGUGCAACUGUUUUCGUCGUUAUUGCGCUACCUAUACACCGGUGACCUUUGUCCGCACGAUCCGAACAUUGAUGUCACACUCUUGCGUCAGCUGGGGAAGGAUUUUGGGACGCCAAAUCCGCUGGAGCAUGAUCUGCGCUAUCUGUUGGAAACAGGUGACUAUGCGGAUGCGGCACUUGUUUUCACAGCGGAUGGAUCCAACGAUUAUCUGCGGCAAGACUCUGGAACAUCGGAGUACGGGUUUCGGCCAAAGAUUGAGCUGCCAUGCCAUAAAGCGGUGCUGAGCGCCCGCUCGCCGUUCUUCCGCAAUUUAAUUGCGCGUCGCACACGGAAUAUUGACGAGUACGUGGAGCGUUCGCUGCACGUGCCCACACGGAUUGUGUUGGACGAAACGGUUAUACCCAAGCGGUAUGCCCGAGUAUUGCUGCAAGCCAUUUAUCUCGAUUCGGUAGAUUUGAGCUUGAUAUUGCGUGGCGUCGGAUCUGGGACAUCGGCGGGAUCCCUGGGCGAAGUGCAUGCCCUGACAAACACAGGACGUGUGCGACCCACAACGCUGGAGGAGGCCAUGGAACUCUAUCAAAUUGGACGGUUCCUGGAGCUUGACAUAUUGGCUCAGGGCUGUGAGGACCUGAUCCUCGAGUGGCUAUCGAUUGAAACGCUGCCGACGGUCCUCAAGUGGGGAUGCCAGCCGCAUGGAUCGGCCUGGGUCUUUCGCCAGGCCUGUCAAUAUUUGCGUGAGGAGUUUUCCGCGGUGAGCGCUUCGCCGGUGCUGCAUCAGUUGGACAAGGCUCAGCUUAUUCACAUUUUGCACAGCAACUUUCUGCAAGCAUCCGAACUGGAGGUGCUGCAGGCUGUCCUGAAAUGGGGCGAACAGGAACUCAUUCGUCGCAUGGAGGAUCGUGAGCCCAACCUGUUGUCGCACACCGCCCACUCGGUGGCCCGCAAGGGCGUUAAAAAGCGCGACCUCAGUGACGUUGAGUUGCGGGAAAUACUUUCAGAACUAUUACCCUUGGUGCGCAUGGAUCAUGUCCUGCCGCCGCACUGCGAGGUCCUCUGCCAGGCCAUUCGCCGAGGACUGGUGAGCACCCCGCCAUCUCACAUGAUUGGCGACGACAGGGAGAAUUUACGCAUUAAUGCCUGGAUACGUGGCGGCAAGAAUCAGGGAUUAUACGUGCGGCCGCGUCUUUUCAUGCCGUAUUUUGAGGAGGUGAAGGCGCUACUCCAGGAUCGCAUGACCUCCUCCCAUCACCAGGCGGAACUAAUGCGGAUGCGACGAUCCCGACAUCCCCCUGAUAUCCCGGACACACUGUAUAUGGUGUCGCAUAUGAAGUCAAAGGUGAACAGUGAUCUCAGCGCUGCCGAAAGUCGAAGAAGUACUGGCGACGGCCACCUGGAUAUAAUGUUGCGAGGCGGAGGCGGAGCAGCUGCUAUACCGCCGCCGGAUAACCAAACCCUGCUGGCAAUGCGCAAGCGGGAGCACAAGCUGCGCCAGUCGCCUAUGUGCCAGAGAGCCUUGCUGCUGCCGCUGUCGUCGAAGCAUGAAAUCGAUCGGCAAAUCCGUCUGCGGGUUGUCCGUGAGUUCAAUCUGCCGGAUGAGGUGUCCGAUAUAUUGGAACACUCACUACUUCAGGCCAACGAGGGCAGGGGUGGCGGUGAGACGCAUUCAGCGGAGGAGACCUGCGGCGGCGUUGUGGCCUCGACCACUCAAACCGAGGACUGUUUGCUGGAGGACGAGGAUCAGAGUCCGCCGCCAUCGCCAGCGGCCACGGGGUCAAUUCCGCGGCACACCAACGUCGUGGCGCCUUCCGCCGCAUUUUUAUCCUCCUCAUCGAUGGGCUCAUCCAUAUCGUCGUGCGGCACAGACAUUGCCGCUCACCCGUGCUAUAGCCGGAAUCUCACCUUCCCACGUCACCACUCAAACGGUCUAAUUGGCGUGGCCAGUAUUUUUGGAUCCACCUCGGGGCCAGCGGCUCUGCAGUGCAGCUAUGCGCGGCUGUCGUCAACGGUGCAUCAUCAUCAACGCAACGACCUGCCCGCCUUGAUUACCGAGGGAGACUUUCGGUUUCCACAUGGCGGCAAUGGUCUGGGGUUGGACAUGGGCAUGGGCGCUGAAGGCGGCGGCGGCGGUGCUUGUGGCCUGGACACGGGUAAUAGUCAUCUUUCCGAAAUGAUGCCGGAUGUGGCGAUGGCAACAGCCUCAUUGGGGCAGCUACAUUUGACAAGCGGCGGUGGAGGUGGUGGCGGCAGCGGCGGCGGUGGCGGCAACGGAAGCAGUGUACGCGGCAACGGCAAUGGUCAUGGGCAUGGACGCGGUGCAGUUGCCAAUAGUAACGACAUGCCCGAGAGUUUGCAAUUAGAUUUGGGCGAUGGGCCAAGCCCACAUAUAAUUGGAAAUGCUGCUAGUGCUAUGACAUUACGAAAUAUACAGCAUCAACUGCCACAGAAUAACUAUCAUCACUUUAUGCAACGUUCAAAUUCGCCAUUUGAAAUCGUGCGGCAGGGGCAGCCAUCGCCAACAUCACACCAUCCCCAACAACAACAUUCCGGGACAUUCAAUUCCGGACCCCCAAGGUUUUUAUAGAGGUUGCGAGUGGCCCCCGAUCACGGUCAUUAUUUUAGCAUGCCUUUCUGAACAAAAAAUCCAAUAAAAUUAAAUCUAAAACAGUCUAGACAAAUA
This is a messenger RNA of Drosophila serrata, 4763 nucleotides long. RefSeq names its product BTB/POZ domain-containing protein 7. Gene Ontology annotation, biological process: morphogenesis of a branching epithelium. NCBI's taxonomy places the organism in Eukaryota, Metazoa, Arthropoda, Insecta, Diptera, Drosophilidae. Gene Ontology annotation, molecular function: protein binding. The record is from RefSeq and is a predicted model, not a curated record.